Symbiodinium natans is the source of this 1224-nucleotide messenger RNA. NCBI's taxonomy places the organism in Eukaryota, Dinophyceae, Suessiales, Symbiodiniaceae. The record is from the annotation of a GenBank genome assembly.
AUGGUUGCUUGCCACAGAUCUGCAGAGGCCGUUGGAAUCUGGAACGAUGUCCGCUCGGAUCCUGCACACAAUUGUGCCGAGAUGCUGAGUCGUGCAGGACAUGUUGGUCUCAACUUGCAUCUCAGCCUUGUGAUUGAAGACGCCGUCUUGAUGUCAGCCCAAGAAGUGGCGUUGGCAUGGGACCGCUGCGCCUUCCAUGGAGUUGCAUUCGCGCACACCUUUCUGUCCUCAUGGUAUCUACAGCUGACACAGAUUGAGCAGACCAGUCGCUACAGCGACAGCCAUUGGUUGCGAGUUGGCGCAUGCAUUCCAGAUGCUUGCCUCGGCUACUUUGCCCCUCUGGCGCUGCCACGAAUUCUAGAGCAAAGAAUGGUAGCAAACACUGGAAAUCCUGCGUCUUUGCCUUCUGCAAGGCCAUGCUCUUCAGACAGUCCACGCAACAGUCAGGAAGCCGAGGCUAUUUGUCGCCAGCAAAUUGCGGACGAGAUGCGUGACCCAGCUUGUAUUUCCGAGCGAUGCAAAUGGAAGUACCUCAGCCAGAAGCUGCAGAUGGAGGGCCUGUUCGGUGCACAGGUGCGAAGCAUUGCAUCAGACAUCGACGCCGACCUCAGCCCCGAGGCAGAUGCUUUGGCACUUCGUGAUGACGUUGCUGCGCGCCAUUACUUGACAUGUCGCCAGAUUGGGGGCCAAUUCUUCGGGGCAGCAUUUGCAGCACGCGAUGGCGACUUUGAUCUGGGUGUUUGUGCUCCGGCAGCUUGCCCUGCCAGUGCCAUCAGAUGGUGGACUGCACAGACCCUGGAACACUGGCGCCCAGGUGUUUCGGUUUCAGCGCAGAGCAUCAACGUCACCGAAUUGGCCCACAUCUCUGAGGUUGAUCUUCAGUGGAUCAUUGCUGGAGUCGGGCGCAGUGGUACCACAUCCCUUGCUGCGUGGUUAAGGACACAUCCUCAACUUGAGCUGCUGACAGAUCCUGCCGAUACCUGCUUAGAAGGAGGUCUCGGAUACCUUUUCCGUCGCUCAUACAUGCAUCACCUGGUGCCACGCACAUCGCUCUUGGAGCCUGUGGAUGAACCUCGCCUCACAGGCAGCGGCAAGCGUGUGCUGCGCGGCAUUAAGGAUUGGAGCUUGCUUCAACUUGCACGGGGACGGCGAGUCCUUGGCCAGCUGAAGGUGCGCGUGCUGAUCAUCGUGAAGGCACGCUAUCUGUUCCGUUGCUGUGAGUGA